Molecule: messenger RNA, 965 nt
Organism: Rosa chinensis
Lineage: Eukaryota; Viridiplantae; Streptophyta; Magnoliopsida; Rosales; Rosaceae
Exons: 4
Coding region: 232-621 (129 amino acids)
Molecular function (GO): protein binding
Source: RefSeq, a predicted model, not a curated record
ACAGAAAAAAGAGUGGGCAGAAAAGCAAAUGAGCCAUUGAAGUUCCAGAGGCUCUCUCUCUCUCCCCCUCCUCCUCACUUUCUCUCUCCUUCUCACUUUCUCUGAAACAAAUGUAGAGAAUUUAUACCCUCUAAAUUCUCACUCACCUUCUGCACGAUUCAAUCUUUGAGGUUAUUGGUUUCUGGGGACUGAGAGUCUCUGUGAAUCAUUGAAGGUGUUACAAAGGGGGUAAUGGUUAGGGAGAUGAGCAGAGAGCAGCCACCGGAGCCUCUUGAUUUCUUUAUUUGGACUGUUGAGGAUGUUGGUUUAUGGUUAGAAGAGAUAAAUCUGGGCAGUUACCGGCAAACUUUCAAGGAGAAUGGUGUCAAUGGAGAGUACCUAGAAGGCAUGUCUAUGUUCACUACUGAGCAGAUUCUUCGCUUUAUAAGACGAUGCCACAUGAAAUGGGGAGAUUUUAUCACACUGUGUAAGGAGCUAAGGCGAAUUAAAGUCGCUUGCCUGAAAGGAGAGCAAAAAGUCCGCAGGCCAUGGUGGGCUCCGUCUUGCCUCUCAAUAGUAUUUGUCAAGGUGGCAAAGCGUAACAGACAAUCACGCGUUGUUUCCUUGAAGCUGGAACCAUAAAGGAAGAUCUUAUAUGUACCUACCUAUAUAUAUAUUUAUUUUUUUUGGCUUAGUGAACAGAGUAGGAAAGUAUCUUUUUCUUUCUUCCUUGAAUCGAUCAAGUUACCUGUUUGUUCUUUGCUGGAGAACUCUGUUUUAUAGUCUUUAAUGUAAACUAUUACUGGUCGUUUGAUCUUUAUUUACUUUGAGAGCCAUGGGGCAAUCAACUUCUUGUUGCAAAUCAUCCAGCCAAUGUCUGUGAAGUUAGUUUUUCCUUGUACUUCUUUCCCAUUACAGUAAAAACAAGAGAGUGAUGAUCUACUCUGGAUAAUAGAUUUUGAUCUUCAUGUUGGAAUGUCGGUUCA